CCGCAGUGCUCAAAAUGGAUCAAACAAGUCUCGUCGACACCCCCAACCUUCGAUUCCCGUUCCUGCUGCGCUGCCAAUACGUGUACAAACCCUGCGGCAAUCUGCGCACCCUCAAGAAGGACGGCAACGUCCACAAACUGUGCGCCUUCCAUCGCAGUCGCGCCAACAUUGUGCAAAAGAACUAUGCGCUCAAGCGGCGACAGCGUUUGCGAGAGCAAGUCGCUGGUGGCGACAGCGCAACCAGCUACGCAGCCCCCAGGAAGUCACGUCGAACGCGACCCCCGUCUACACAGCCCAUUCCGUUUCGAAGUGUGGACCAAGAGGUCUCCGUCGUCCCCACAGAUGUAUUGGUGCUCACAAUGCUCUUCUCGGACGAGGCCAUGCCCCCUUUCAGUCCGAUACCGGACAGUAAAGUGUCCUCCGAAGAUGUUAACGAAUUGCGCUACUUGCUGCAAUAAACAAGGAAGGGCUUUGACUUGGGCAGUGCUAGUACCACGUCAGUAUCGGGCUCAAACAAUGCAUAGAGUAAAAAAAAUUAUGAAUAAAACUACGAUUGUCA
Molecule: messenger RNA, 559 nt
Organism: Aphanomyces astaci
Lineage: Eukaryota; Oomycota; Saprolegniomycetes; Saprolegniales; Verrucalvaceae
Exons: 1
Coding region: 15-458 (147 amino acids)
Source: RefSeq, a predicted model, not a curated record